GUUCCUCAAUCUGAGCUAGAUAUUGACUUGGUGAAGACAAUUCUUGGGGAGUACAAGAUGCACAAUGCUGACAUUGUCCUCCGCUCCGACUGUACGGCGGAGGAACUGAUCGAUGUGGUGGAGGGGAACCGUGUCUACAUCCCGUGUAUAUACAUCCUAAACAAGAUCGACCAGAUCUCUAUAGAGGAACUGGACAUUAUCUACAAAGUCCCUCACUGUGUGCCUAUCUCGGCCCAUCACAAGUGGAACUUUGACGAUUUACUGGAGAAGAUGUGGGAAUACCUGGGACUCGUCAGAAUUUACACCAAGCCCAAAGGUCAGCUGCCGGACUACACAUCACCUGUAGUGGUCAAGAUAGACAAGUGUACAGUGGAGGACUUCUGUAACAAGCUGCACAGAGCCAUCAUCAAGGAGUUCAAAUAUGGCCUAGUCUGGGGGUCCUCGGUCAAGCACCAGCCACAGAAAGUAGGGAAAGAGCACACGCUUCAUGACGAGGACGUGGUACAAGUUGUCAAGAAAGUGUGAUCGUAAGCAACCUGUGACAUAUUUAUCUGAUGUUUGAAAUUACUUCAUUACCAACCCUGAACUUAUCACAUUGACACAGUACAUUUGCAAAGAUAAAGUGAUUAAUUUUUUCUGAUUACCAAAACUGAUACCCUAUAAAGAUUAUUGUUAUGAAUGAAAAAGGGAAAAUUUUGACUCAGCUAUGAAAUCAGAGGCCAGAUUGUGGAGUUACUGGUGCAGUGUAUUUGUUUUGACGCUGUGUCUAGGUGAUGACUAAAAAGAUAUGGAUGCCAUGUUAUUAACGGACACCAAACACUCAACAUUCUGGGAAUUUCAUGUUUGUGAACAGAACAAACCAAUCCAUGUAUUAAAACUUUAAAGCUUUUGACCUCUGUAUGCAAUUAUUCAUGAACCGUCUCUGGUGCAUUUGUCUUUCACAUUGUAUCUCUUGGCAAUUACUGGUAUACAAUUGAAUAAAGAGAAAAAUUAA
This is a messenger RNA of Magallana angulata, 994 nucleotides long. Its product is annotated as developmentally-regulated GTP-binding protein 1-like. NCBI's taxonomy places the organism in Eukaryota, Metazoa, Mollusca, Bivalvia, Ostreida, Ostreidae. The record is from RefSeq and is a predicted model, not a curated record. Gene Ontology annotation, biological process: cytoplasmic translation. Gene Ontology annotation, cellular component: cytoplasm. Gene Ontology annotation, molecular function: GTPase activity; GTP binding.